Xyrauchen texanus (razorback sucker) is the source of this 7887-nucleotide messenger RNA. RefSeq names its product VPS10 domain-containing receptor SorCS2-like. The record is from RefSeq and is a predicted model, not a curated record. Gene Ontology annotation, molecular function: protein binding. The coding region runs from base 4 to 3501 and encodes 1165 amino acids. Gene Ontology annotation, cellular component: membrane. The transcript is spliced from 27 exons. Lineage: Eukaryota; Metazoa; Chordata; Actinopteri; Cypriniformes; Catostomidae.
UAAAUGAAGGCGCUCAUCAUGGCGCGUGUCGUGACAGUUUUUGCGCACCUGUUUUUAGCUGUGUUUUUCGCUUUGGCGUACAUGUCGCAGUUCGGACAGAUUUCAUGUCACUGUAGCGUUUUAAACAAGAGAAACGAACUGGACCGAGAGCUGGACAGCCACGGUGGGCAUGUAGUUGGCGGAGAUGAAUCGCGUAUCCCAGCGCUCAGGCGUGGAGAUUACAGCGGGGACCCCGACGGACCGGCCAUGGGAGUUCCCCGAGUCCGGAGGGCAUCGAGUCUGGACAAAGUCUCUCUGCUCAGCAGCUCUUUCGUCCUUAAAGGUGAUGCCACCCACAACCAGGCAAUGGUUCACUGGACGGGGGAGAACAGCAGCGUCAUCCUCAUUCUCACAAAGUACUACCAUGCAGACUCCAACAAAGUUCUUGAGAGUUCCCUCUGGAGAUCUAGUGAUUAUGGGACCACCUACAGCAAGCUCAACUUGAUGCCUGGGACAACAAUCAUAGUCACAAACUUCUACAUCUGUCCCACCAAUAAGAAAAAGGUAAUCUUGGUGAGCUCCCACAUCAAUGAACGUGACCAAAUGCUCUUCAUCAGCACUGAUGAGGGUGCAUCCUUCCAACGACAGCCUGUAUCCUUCACCGUGGAAACACUUCUCUUCCAUCCCUCAGAGGAAGACAAACUUUUGGCCUACACAAAAGAGGCGAAGCUUUAUGUCUCCACUGAUCUGGGUCACAAAUGGACUCUGCUACAGGAGCGUGUUACUAAAGACAGAGUUUUCUGGGCCGUGAAGGGAGUGGAUGUGGACCCUGAUUUGGUUCAUAUGGAGAUUCAUGGCAUCGGUGGUGGAUACCUUUAUGUGACAUGUCUCAUCCAGAAUUGCUCGGAUAAAAUUGUGACAGCACAGUUCCUGGGGAAGACUGACCACAAUUCCCUCUCAGUGCAAGAUGAGUACAUAUUUGUAAAGGUAACCACAGGAAAUCAUACCAAGUAUUAUGUCUCGUACCGGAGGAAUGAAUUUGUUCAGAUGAGAUUUCCGAAAUAUGCCCUAGCAAAGGAUGUGCAAAUUGUGAGUACAGAUGAGAAUCAGGUAUUCCUGGCUCUGCAGGAAUGGUAUCAGACCGACACGUACAACCUCUACCAGUCAGAUCCACAGGGAGUCCAUUACUCCAUUGUGCUGGAGAACGUCCGCAGCACCAAACAGCCUGAAGAGAAUGUCCUCAUCGACAUCUUAGAGGUUCGUGGGAUUAAGGGAGUUUUCUUGGCAAAUCAAAAAGUAAAUGGAAAGGUGAUGACUCUCAUCACUUACAACAAAGGCAGAGACUGGGAACCCCUGGCCCCACCCACAGCUGAUAUGAAUGGCAAACCAGUAAAUUGCAUGCAGCCUGACUGUAACCUUAAUCUCCAUUUGCGAUGGGCUGACAACCCGUACGUGUCUGGUACGGUCCACACUAAAGAUUCUGCCCCAGGCCUCAUAAUGGGUGCAGGUAACCUUGGGUCUCAGCUGGUUGAAUAUAAAGAGGAGAUGUACAUCACCUCAGAUUGUGGCAAGACCUGGAGACAGGUAUUUGAGGAAGAACAUCACAUUCUCUAUCUGGAUCAUGGUGGUGUCAUUGUGGCCAUUAAGGACACCUCAAUCCCUUUAAAAAUACUGAAAUACAGCAUAGAUGAGGGCCGAACAUGGAGUGUCCACAACUUCACCAGCACUUCUGUUUUUGUGGAUGGACUUCUGAGUGAACCUGGGGAUGAGACAUUGGUUAUGACGGUAUUCGGCCACAUAAGCUACCGUUCAGAUUGGGAGCUGGUGAAGGUGGAUUUCCGUCAGUCUUUCCCCAGACAAUGCACGGAAGAUGACUAUGACUCCUGGAAACUCACUGACUUACAGGGAGAGAAAUGCAUCAUGGGCCAGGAACGAAUGUACAGGAGGAGGAAAGAGACAUCAUUCUGCAUUAAAGGGAAGAGCUAUACAUCAGUUCUAACUGCCAAACCUUGCCAGUGCACAGAGAAAGACUUUGCCUGUGACUACGGUUUUGAGCGAGCUACCAGCCCUAGGUUAGAGGGUGAUCGCUGUUAUCCUGACUUUUGGCAUGAUCCUGACACUCCUCCUGAAAACUGCCAUUUAGGACACAGCUAUAAGUCCAGCACAGGUUAUCGGAAGGUCAUCACUAAUGUAUGUGAGGGUGGAGUGAAUAAAGAGCAGAGCGCAAAGCAGCAUUCUUGCCCUCUGCUGCCCCCUAAAGGCCUGCAGCUGGCCAUCAAAGGACAGAUGCUUGCAGUGGCACCUGGUGAUGACAUCACCUUUAUAGUCCAUCAAGAACAGGGUGACACUACCAGCACCAGAUAUCAGGUAGAUUUAAUGGAUGGGGUCAGGGCUAUAUAUGAAAACCUGACUGUUACAGAUGAACCCAUUCAGCACCGUUAUGAGAGGCCAGGUGUUUACAGAGUUAAUGUGAAGGCUGAAAACUCUGCUGGACACGACCAAGCCACCCUUUAUAUUCAGGUCACAGCUCCACUAAAGGAUGUCCAUCUGGAGGUGGUCCCAAUUGCAGGCAGAAAUCAGAAAGUAAAUCUCACAGCUGUAGUGUUUCCUGCUGAGACAAAUCUUACUGUGUUUUACUGGUGGAUCGGCGAUAACCUUCAGCCAAAGCUGACAUUGGAGAACAGUCUGAUCACGAGGUUCUCUGAGGAGGGUGAGGUUCCUGUGACGGUUCAGGCCUCUAAUGGUCGCUCCAUGGUGCAGGACAGCAAGACUGUCCAUGUUUACGAUCAUUUCCAGGUCAUCCCACUGAGUUUCAGUCAUAAUCUGGACCGCUAUAACCCAAACAUACCUGAGUGGAGACAAGAUGUGGGAGAGGUCAUUACCAAGAUUCUGUCUAAGCUCACAGGGGUUCCUCAGGAUUCUAUGGUUACCAUGGUGAAGCCUGGUCUUCCCACCACAGCAGACCUGUAUGUUCUUCCUCAUGAGGCCACACCAGCGAAGAGGAGUGUGUUUGUGGAUAAGCGUGUUCCCACAAUAAAGCAAGUUCUGUGUGAGAAUAAUGUGAGCUUCAUUGUGAAAGGAGGUUUAAGAGUGAUGGUGACUCUGGCAGACUCAGAUGCAGGUUCCCGUUUGGGCGCAGCAGGUGCAGGUGUUUGGGCACUCACAGUCAUUCUUCUUAUAAGCUUGACCUCUGCUGCAGCCUUCAUGCUCUUCAAGUUUAACAGGAAAAACUACAAAAACCAUGGUUCCUUGCUGAGGCCUGAAGAUAGCAGCCUAACGCAUCCCUGGCUGCGUUUCAGAAAACUGCCAGGGCGAAACGUCUAUGCCCAGAUGCACAAUGAGAAAGAGCAGGAAAUGACCAGCCCUGUCAAUCACAGUGAGGACACACAGAACAUCAUUCAAGGGGAGGAGUUCAUCGAUGACGACCUUGACUCACAGACUCUAGGUAAUGCUGGAGGCAACCACUCAGGGGUGGUGUUGAGCAUAAAUUCAAGGGAGCUGCACAGUUACCUGACCAGCUGAUGACCAUUGAGAGGGUGCCAGUGAAGAGCACAAUAGACUCUAUGCCUUCCUACUCUCUCCAGCUAUGUUCUUUCAGACACCAUUACAGGAGAGAGCAGAGAAACACUUGCACCAAACCCCCUUUUCCUCUCUCUGUCUUCUUCAACCUGAUCUCAUGAAAAUUCAUACAUAAUUUAUGAGUUGGCUAUUUCGUAUGGUCUUGAAUGAUGUUGUUGGCAUAAACUCAUACGACUUCUUCAGAUGCAAAUUCCUGGAUGUGUAAUGUGGAAGUAUGUCCUUAAGGACAUACUUAUAAAUAUUAUGCCCAUACCCAAACUCCCUAUCUAAACCUGGUGAGUGGUGGUGGUGUAGUGGUCUAAGCACAUAACUGGUAAGCUGGUAAUCAGAAGGUAAUCUGAAGGAUGCUGGUUCGAGCCCCACAGCCACCACCAUUGUGUCCUUGAGCAAGGCACUUAACUCCAGGUUGCUCCGGGGGGAUUGUCCCUGUAAUAAGUGCACUGUAAGUCGCUUUGGAUAAAAGCGUCUGCCAAAUGCAUAAAUGUAAACCUAACCAAUCAGUAGAGUGUGUAAACAUGAUAGGAAGCUGUUGUGUGUGACAGAAGCAAGCAAUUGUCACAUAUUGGAUGGAAAUGAUGUCCGGCGACAUCAUUGGCUGUAGUGAAAGUCAUAGGAAUUCAAAGGAGUGCAGUCGCAUGAUAUCAUAUGAAUUAGCCAAAUUUAGAAAAGUCGUAUGAAUCCUGGUGAUUUCGCCAUGAGAUUAUGUUGGUCUUCUUUGUCUUUUCCAGCCUGUUCCCUCACUCCAGAAGGUGGAAUUUGUACCCAACCUACUGUGCCCCAGUUGCACUGAUGACCACGCACACUCACAUACUGUUGAUCGGCCUUCCUCUCAUGUUCACAGCCUGCAAUCUGUUUCAUUCUCUCAUAGUUGCUGUUAUCUGUCACUACACUUACUAAUGCCCAGGGAAAAGCUCAUUGACCAAACUCUUUAUUUGUCAUCAUUCUCACUAUGUGACUGGUUUGUCAUGUGCACUUUUCUGUGUUUUUUACCCUUUCAUUCUUUCUCUGACCUAUCUGAAUACUUUUUUUUUACUCUCUCAGGUCACUGUGGUGUUGUGGUCAUUGAAAAACUUUCACUCAAACUAGUCUUGAGGAUGAAUCCUGUGCAGAGGUGGUGAAAUACACAUAGCGAGCAGGAUACAAAACAUGUUUGAUUCAGGGGAAGAAAUGUUUGUUAGAUAUAGCCAAAGGGAAAACACUUUUUCUAAACACUCUCAACUCAUUUUCUUCCUUUCUUUCCUCGUACAUUUAGUAUUGUAUUUAGUAUUACGUAUAAACACAUUUUAUUUUAACCCUCAAGGUUUCAAAAACAAUAACACUUCUCUCGCUUUACAUUUUAUAUAUAAUAUAUAAUUAUAUAUGGAAUUUCUGUCUGUGCCCUAUCUGAGUGUUAGGUCAGAAACAUACUUUGCACAAGUACGUGAACGCAGAUGCAAGCGCUUGGCCAAAGCAUUGUCAAUGCAUGGUCCGGUUGAACAUACAUGACAUGCAUUUUUGUGUUACUGUGGCGGUAACAAAUCUCCAUACUCAAGGGGGUGAUAGAGUUACGUUCAAAAUUCAGUGCCAUUAAACUGGAUGUUAUUAUUCAGGUAAGUUUGCUCUGCAAAAUUCUCUUUAAACUGUUGAUCCUCCAUGACAGUAGUUGACAUGAAAGAGAAAACUCAUAGUAGAAGCAGAAAGUUUACACUAUUGCGCCCCUUGCUGAAACAUUGAGACUGCAACAUGUACUUGCAUUAUGAACAGUGUUGGGUGUAAUCUGAUUAUAAAUGUAUUAGUUAAUGUAAUCAAAUUACUUUAGUAAUGUGUAUAUCCCAUUACAUUUUAAAUUGUAGUUAUCAGAUGACCGUUACUGACUUUCAAUUAAGUUAAUUACUUCUAAGUAAUUCUUCUUACAUUACUUUGGUGGCACAUUUCUAAUAUAGCACUAUGUAUGUACAAUUUAAAUCAUGAGUUGUUCAUAUGUACAUGUAUGCAUUUUUGUGACAGUGAAGGGCAUAUGCCAGUUAAUAAGUCAUUGUAUGGAAUAAAGACAUUAUUUAUGAUUUGUUGAGCAAAAAAAACAUUAUUUUAGAAAGUAAUUAAAAAAAAAAAGUACAUUCAUUAGUAAAGUGUUUACUUUUCAGUGAAGUAACUGGAGAACAAUUUUAUAUCAGAAAUUAGUCAUUUGUAGUGGACUAAGCACUGAUUGUGAAUUGCGGUCCGAUACAUUUUGGAACGCAACAAUGCAGGAAAAUUGAGCUUAUGCAGCUAGAAGCACCUGCGUUCACGUACAUGCAUAGUAAGUUUUGGCUUUUACUGUUUUUUCCUCUCUCCAGCCCCACACCAUCAAUAGCUAUGGUCCAGAUAGUAAUUUCUAUGACAAUUUAAAGAUUUUUUUAAAUUGAUUACAUUGACCCCAAACAUGGUUUGCUUAUAUAGCAAGCAAAACAUUUCUUGUUUUUAGUCAAGGAGUACAAAAAUGAUAUACAGUCAUUUGUAAGUAACUGCCAAACCAUCACAGCUGGAAUUGUUUUUGAUCUAAGAAAACCUGCACCAAUAGCAUCAAUCUGUCCCCAGAGUCAAAUUUGUAUCUUGUUUCUACAGGAAGUGUAGUGCCAAAUAUGUAUCAUGUGUCUUUAGUAUAAGUCAUAGCUUCUAAUCUCAUUCCAAUGCAUAAAAGCAUUUAAUCAGUGCUUUUUCAUUGCAUAAUGAAACACUAUACUAUAACAAAUCAAAUUCCUUUGUUCAUCAUGUUGAAAUCCUGUGAAAGCUAGCUAAGUUCAUAAGUUCAUUUAGUUAUUUAACUUUAGAUUUGCUCACAAACAUCAGUCAUCCAUCUUGACAGGGAGUCAAGAGGAGUGGUCCACAGUGUAGCAUUUGCUACCUGUUUGAGGAGUUUGGCAGGUGUAGUGUCUAUAAGCCUAUAUUAGGCAUCGUAAGACAUGAUUAAGUAGUACCCUUUUGUUUGGCUUGAGUAUAUAUAUAUAAAACAAUGUGUACAGAGAAACUUCAGUUGUAUAUAGCCCCUCCUAAAUACACUUUCAAUAGACCAAAGUGUGCACUGUUUUUUACCCCCCAAAUGCCUCACACUGGGUUUUCUUGAAGUUCAGGAGUCCUGGACAUUAAAAUUAUCACUUCUACAUUGUGUCUUCACACAGUUUGUGCCAUCUCAUAAUUCUACUGUCAUUUAUCAUCUUUACCUUUUGCAAGAAACAUUUACUUUAUUCAACAUUGUUUACUGAAGAUUAUUCUUAAUAUUUAACUAUAUCUAUAACAUUCACACUCUCGUGACUAAAGAACUGUGUGAGAGGUGGUGCACCAUAUCAUACUGAUUAUUUUGGCAUAAUAUGGGUUCAGCUAUUUCAAUGAAGGUAGCUGUGUGAAUGGACUGUUAAGAUACUGUCUUUAUGGUCUAUUGCUGUCAGUAUUGCUGGUGUUAAAGGGAUAUUAAUUAAUGAGGGUCUCUCACUUGCACUAUCACAUAGCUGUUAGUAGAGUUAUUCAGAUGGUUUUAGGGACCACUUCCUUUUCAAUGAGAUAGUUUGCUGUAAGUACAUAACAUGCAUCACUGAGAAAGACACUGUGGUUAGCUUGACUGCACUUGAGUAAAAUGAGAGUAGUUUGCCAAGUCUUUACCAACUGCUUGAAACGUUGCAUUGUAUUUUAAUCAAUUCUAUCGUGGAGCUUAAGCUGAUGUGAACUAUAUUUUUCAUGUUAAAUUGAAACAAGCACACUGCUUCAUAAUGGUCUAAGACUCAAUGUCUCUCAGCAUAAACCAAAAGGGAAGAUGGCCUCUCUUCACACGGACCCAGAAAUGUAUGCUAAUGUUUAUCAAUAAUAAUAAUACAAAUAAUACAAACCAGUGUUUCUGUACACUGCAAUCAGUGUGGACUUAUUGCAGCAGAAGUGGUACUGUAUAAAUUCAAUGCAUUUAUCUCUUUUUUCUUAUUUUUUAACCUGUAUACAGUAUACAUAGUACAUAGUUAUUUAGUGAUGUGUAAUCUCUAUUUCCAUCCCCCUUUUACCCAAGUGAAAGAGGAACUAUGAGUACAUUAUGAGCAAAAGCUUGAAGUGUGUCUACAUCAGUUCAGCUUAGUGUCUGCACACUCCUACAACAAGGCAUUUCUGAAAUAACUCACCUGGAUCCACUUUUUGAAUCUCAGAUUUUACACUCAAACGUUUUGGAAAAUUACUAUACAGUUAAAAUGAUUCUGCCUUUUGCUUCAUUCAAUUUGUUCUUGUUGUUUCUUUAUGUAAAUGUAAAUGUUUUUGACCACUGCAAAAAGUGAAACACACUUAAUCAGUGUGUCCUUAAACACACCUUAACUGUAUAAAUUAUGUUUUGUUAGU